ACUCAUCUCCGUGGUUUGUAAUAAACUGUCUUCUUAAUGCGUUUUUUCUUUUUGCUUUCAAAAAUUAUUGCAUGCCUUUGGCCUUUUUGCGUUUUGACCUGUUCAGAAUAAUUUGGAUACAACAGUAUCACACCACUCUCAUAAAAAUCAAAGCCAAAAUCCAAACCAUUUUGUUUCUUUCUCUUAUUUUCCCUCCAACAACUCCACCCUCUCUCUCUCUCUCUCUCUCUCUCAAAAAGACUCAAUCUUUGUCUUUGUUACUGUCGCUGCCAUUACUUGUACAUUCGGUUGUUUUAAGAGUAUCUUUCGGUCUUCUCUGUUUUGUACAGAGAAGAGAAGAAAUUUUGUUAUGGCGUUCGUUGAAUCAGUUUUCAAGAAUUUCUCAGUUAUUAUUUUUGGAAUUUUGGUAUUGGAUUGCUUUGUUUUGGAGUUAGGAUCACAGGCUCAAGUCCUGCCACUAGAAGAAGUGCAAAUUCUUCGAACCAUAUCCACAAAAUUGAGAAACAACAAUUGGACCAUUACUCAAGAGUCUUGCGGUACACCAGAGUGGAAUUGGACAAUCAUCCCCCCUAACAAAAUUCAAAGUAUUGUUACAUGUAACUGUUCAUUUGAAAAUGACAAUUUUUGUCAUGUCACUAGCAUCAAACUAAAGGGUUUGAACUUGGCUGGCGUUCUACCCAAUGAACUUGGAAAUCUUACCCAUCUGGUUGAACUUGAUCUGACUCGUAACUAUAUCAAUGGAACAAUCCCAACAAGUCUUGCACGGCUCCCUAACCUUCGCAUUCUAUCCCUUUUGGCAAACCGUCUCAGUGGUUCAAUUCCUCUGGAAAUUGGCAACAUUGCUACACUGGAGGAACUGGUACUGGAAGAUAAUCUGCUUGGAGGACAUAUUCCUCCAAACCUUGGAAAUUUGAGGAGCUUGAAGAGACUUCUUCUUUCUGCAAACAAUUUCACAGGAGCGAUACCAGAUACAUUUGGCAAUUUAAAGAGCUUAACUGACUUUAGGAUAGAUGGGAAUCAAUUGUCAGGGAAGAUACCUGAAUUUAUUGGGAACUGGACUGACAUUGAUAUAUUAAAUUUGCAAGGAACAUCUAUGGAGGGUCCUAUUCCUUCUAACAUAUCACUGUUGACAAACUUAACUGAAUUGAGAAUUUCUGAUUUGAGUGGAUCAAGUUCAGAUUUCCCUGAUCUUAGACAAAUGGCAAAAUUGGAGAGAUUGAUACUGAGAAAUUGCUUAAUCACUGGUUCAAUACCACCUUACAUCGGAGAAAUGACAACCAUAAAACAAUUAGACCUUAGCUUCAAUAGGUUGACAGGUCCAAUUCCAAACACAUUCCAGAGAUUUAGUCAGAGUUCAGCAGAUCUAGAUUACAUGUUUCUAACUAAUAACUCACUGACUGGAGCCAUACCUGGUUGGAUAUUGAGCAGCAAGAAGAACUUGGAUUUAUCUUACAACAAAUUUAUGGGUUCAAUUCCGUUAGGUUGCCAGCAGACACAAGUGAACUUGGUUUCUGGCUUUUCAUCUUCUGAUAACAAUGCGAAUUCUUGGUGCUUCAGAAGGGACCUUACCUGCUCUGGAAAACCCCAACAUUAUUCCUUAUUUAUAAACUGUGGGGGACGUAGGAUGACCUUUGAGAAUAAUGACUAUGAAGAAGACUUAGCACUUGGAGGGGCAUCUACUUUUAUUCAUGCAUCAGAAAAAUGGGCUUACAGCAGUACUGGAGUUUUUAUGGGCAAUGACAGUGCUGACUUCUUAGCAAGAAACAGUUUUAAUCUAAAUGUGACUGGUGCUGACUUUUACACUUCUGCCCGCCUUGCUCCUAUAUCACUCAAGUACUAUGGCCUGUGUAUGCGACAGGGCAGCUAUAAAGUGCGGCUUCACUUUGCUGAAAUUAUGUAUUCUGAUGAUCAGACAUUUAGUAGCCUUGGAAGGCGCAUAUUUGAUGUAUCAAUUCAAGGAAAUGUAGUUUUGAAGGAUUUCAACAUCAUGGAGAAAGCUGGAGGACCUGGCAUUGGCAUUUUCAAGGAAUUUGAUAAUGUAUUUGUUAAUGGUACCACUUUAGAGAUACAUUUGUACUGGUCAGGCAAAGGUACCACUGCAGUUCCAGAUAGAGGUGUCUAUGGACCUCUUAUAUCAGCCAUUACAGUGACACCAAACUUUGAGGUUGAUGAUGGUGGGGGCUUAUCUGCUGGGGCUAUUGUUGGCAUUGUAGCUGCUUCCUUGGUACUAAUCAUGUUAAUCUUGAUAGUCCUCCGACUGAAAGGUUACUUGGGAGGGAAAGAACCUGUAGAUAAAGAACUUCGUGGAUUAGAUCUCCAAACUGGUUAUUUCACUUUAAGACAAAUUAAACAUGCUACCAACAAUUUUGAUGCAGCAAAUAAGAUUGGAGAGGGAGGUUUUGGGCCAGUGUACAAGGGUGUGCUCUCUGAUGGUGUGGUCAUCGCUGUUAAGCAGCUCUCUUCCAAAUCAAAACAAGGGAACCGUGAAUUUGUGAAUGAGAUAGGCAUGAUAUCUGCCUUGCAGCAUCCUAAUCUUGUGAGGCUUUAUGGCUGCUGCAUUGAGGGAAACCAACUGUUGUUAGUUUAUGAAUACUUGGAAAACAACAGUCUUGCUCGUGCACUUUUUGGUCCCGAGGAGCGAAGGCUCCAAUUAGACUGGCCAACAAGAAAGAAGAUACUGUUGGGUAUUGCAAAGGGAUUAGCUUAUCUGCAUGAGGAAUCGAGACUGAAAAUUGUACAUAGAGACAUAAAGGCUACUAAUGUACUUCUUGAUAUGGAACUAAAUGCUAAGAUAUCAGACUUUGGUUUGGCUAAGCUUGAUGAAGAAGAGAACACUCAUAUCAGUACACGAAUAGCUGGAACAAUAGGGUACAUGGCUCCAGAAUAUGCAAUGAGGGGUUACUUGACAGAUAAAGCAGAUGUUUACAGCUUUGGAGUUGUUGCUUUGGAAAUUGUCAGUGGGAAAAGCAACACCAAUUACAGACCAAAAGAGGAGUUUGUUUAUCUUCUUGAUUGGGCCUAUGUGCUACAAGAGCAAGGAAACCUUCUAGAACUAAUGGACCCGAGUCUAGGAUCAGACUACUCAAAAGAAGAGGCAAAGAGAGUGCUUAAUCUGGCUCUAUUAUGCACUAAUCCAUCUCCAACACUAAGGCCAUCCAUGUCUUCUGUAGUGAGUAUGGUGGAGGGAAAAAUUCCAGUACAAGCUCCGAUAAUCAAGCGCGGUUCAGUAGACCAGGAUGCAAGAUUUAAAGCCUUUGAGAUUCUCUCACAGGACAGCCAAACUCACAUAUCCAGUUUCUCUCAAGAUAGUCAAGCUCAAAGAAGCAUAUCGAUGGAUGGACCAUGGGUAGAUUCGUCAAUUUCUUUGCCAAGUAAUGAUGUGUCACAAGACCAUUCAUCAAGCAGGCUUCUUAAGGAUCUUUAUGAUGUUAAAUUGGAGUAAGGAAGGAAUAUAAUCGAUGAAUAAUGACUUCAUUAAGUAUGUAUAUUCAAGGAGAUAGAUAGGAAGAUUUGUAUUUUUAUUUUUUUUUAUUUUUAUUAUUAUUAUUUUUUUUGUUUCCAUUAUAAAAAUAUGUUGGUUCUUGGGUAAUUUUUGCAGAAAUCAUGAGAAUUAAUUAUGUGUGUA
This is a messenger RNA of Jatropha curcas, 3625 nucleotides long. Its product is annotated as putative LRR receptor-like serine/threonine-protein kinase At1g53440. NCBI's taxonomy places the organism in Eukaryota, Viridiplantae, Streptophyta, Magnoliopsida, Malpighiales, Euphorbiaceae. Gene Ontology annotation, biological process: protein phosphorylation. Gene Ontology annotation, molecular function: protein kinase activity; protein binding; ATP binding. The record is from RefSeq and is a predicted model, not a curated record.